Molecule: messenger RNA, 309 nt
Organism: Lobosporangium transversale
Lineage: Eukaryota; Fungi; Mortierellomycota; Mortierellomycetes; Mortierellales; Mortierellaceae
Product: glutaredoxin-1
Exons: 2
Coding region: 1-309 (102 amino acids)
Biological process (GO): cellular response to oxidative stress
Cellular component (GO): cytoplasm
Molecular function (GO): glutathione disulfide oxidoreductase activity
Source: RefSeq, a predicted model, not a curated record
AUGGAAUCUACUCUCAAGGCCGAAAUCGAUAACAUCAUUAAUAGUCAUGAUGUGGUCAUGUUCUCAAAGAGUUAUUGUCCAUACUGUGCCAAAGCUAAGGCUCUCCUCGCUCAGCAUGGUGUGAAGGUUUUUAUUAUGGAGCUCGAUGAUGUCGAGAAUGGUGCUGCUAUCCAGGCCUAUCUUAAGGAGCUUACUGGCCAGCGUACUGUCCCCAACAUCUUUAUCAAUAAGGAGCACAUUGGAGGCUGCGAUGAUCUUUUCAAGUUGGAGAAGAGCGGUCAGCUCAAGGCUCUACUUGCUAAAUUUUAG